This is a messenger RNA of Sebastes umbrosus (honeycomb rockfish), 3846 nucleotides long. RefSeq names its product trichohyalin. The transcript is spliced from 17 exons. The record is from RefSeq and is a predicted model, not a curated record. Lineage: Eukaryota; Metazoa; Chordata; Actinopteri; Perciformes; Sebastidae. Bases 308 to 3601 code for a protein of 1097 amino acids.
UUCACUUAGGGCAACAAAACUCAACCCUCUCCUCAGGGUGCGCGGCAAAAUACAAACAGUCAGUAGCGCCGUUGUUGUGAUUGUUGUCAAACGGGCGACACAGCUGGCUCAUAUGUAUCAUAUUAUAUUAUAUAAGCGUUCCUAACUUGAUCUUUUUGGAGAGCGGAUUCAUAUAAAUGCAUUCUGGGGGGAUAUAACCGAGUAAUAAUAUCAGUUAUAUUGAAGCCAACAUAAUAGCUAGCUGAGCUAAGCUAACCGUUAGCAUAACUCACUAACGUCGUCGUUAAAAAGACAAACCUCAACAUAAAUGGAGACAAAGUACCUUACCUUGAAGAGACCUAAAAGGAAACUCUGCUACUCUACAAACAAGGAAAAGAGCCCAUCUAAAUGGAAAGUACCGCUGACAUUGGGAGACAUUGACAGGAUGUUUGAUGACUUGGAUCCAUCCUCAUAUGAUAAAAUUGACCUAUCGCCCCCAUCUCCUCUGCUCCAGACAUUUGAUACUGAGACAAACCAGUGUGAGAGAGAGGCUUCAACAGUCCCACAGAAGGGACACGUAAUGGAAAAACUUCCAAGAUGCCAAAUGGAUCUUGAAGGACAUGUACUGCAUCCUGCAACAAGGUCACCCAGUCCUAGACUAGUCAUUGAUUUUGACAUCCCAUUUAAAGCACAUAUGCCUGUGAAGACUUCCAGCCCUAUUGAGGGGAAUAUGGUUGUUGAAGUGCUGGACAAUGAAAAAGACCAGGUUGUGUGCCCGCUGCUCUUUGCCUGUGAAGAUGAAGAUAAAGAAAAAGCAAACACGGAGCCUCCGCUCCUCCAGAAACCACAGUGCACUGGCCACGUCACAGAGGAAAGAGAUGACUUUGAGUUCGAGUCUCCUCCACGCAGGGUUGUUAUUAGCAAACCUCAGAUGUCCAGUUGCAAAAACGAGGUGGAGGGAUCAAGCAAAGAGAGUCACCCAGUCAAAGUAAAAACACCCAAGAAACCUCAAACACCUGUUUUGGAGAGCAAAAGAAAAGCACCAAGGCAAGAAACAGCAGACCCACCUGUGUCAGCAGCGCGACAGGAGCCUGAACUCGCAGCUCCUAAGAGAAAAACUGAAAAUGUUAAUAGGGUGCCAUCGGUGGGGUCCACCUGUAUCAGAAAACAUGACAUGACAGCUUUUCUUAAGCAGCUUACAGAGGCUGGAAAGCCCAAACCCUCAAGUUCCAGGACGAUUCUGCCAGUGGUGAAAGUACCCACUCCUCCCCCUGAGCUAGAGGAUGACUUCCUGAUUCUGGAGGAUGAACCUCUUUGGAUUUCCAUCCCAAGUAAAACUGGCACCCGUAAGAAUCACAGACUGAGCAGAACUUCCAGCACCGACAAAGACAGCUCAACAGACAAGGGCACAAAGGAUAGCCCACCAGAGACUGCACAAAAACAGCAGGAAUCUGAACGGACAAAGAGCAAACUGGGAAGUCAAACGGUCAAUCAGAAAACGAAGAUGAGAGGGAAAGAGAAGAAGAAUGAGGUGACUGAGCCUGGAAAUGAAAAGAAUGAAUUGUCUGGUCCUGAAGAUCUGCCCGCAGGCGACGAAAUGGAAGAAGAGAAACCAAACAAAAAGAAACAACGACUAAAGAAGGUACCUUAUAAACAAAGUGACGAGGAAGAAGAGCAACCGAAAGACGGACCCAGCGGGGAAGAAAAACCCGCUCGGAAAACAGAAAAGAAAGCUCAAAGAUUGGAGUCUUUAAAAGUUGGGAAUGAAAAUGCCAAGACGAGCAGGGCUACGCCAUUAAAGAGGGGCAGAAAAGUGACGCAGGGAUCUGAUGCAGUAAAGCAGAUGAUGGAUGUUGAGGCUGGGAAGGAGCAAAGUUCCAGCAGCGAGGAGCACGCAGAUGCUGAAGACCUGGGUUCACUUUCAGACAAAGAAAUUACGACUUCUGAAGCGCAGUCAGAAAAGGAUUUUGCAGCUGAAAGGGAUAAACACAAAAAACUAGCGGUUGGGUCUGAAUGGAGUUCAUCUGAAGACGAUCAGAUUCUUGGGAAUAGGAAAAGGAGGCAUCGGAUCACAGAGGAACCAAAGGUCACAGACAACCAGCCGACACUCAAGAAGUCGAAACAGCACAACAAGGAGCCCAGCGCAGCAGAAGCACCUUCACCUGUAAAGGCGAAGGAGGACAGAGUUUUAAAGAAAAGAAAUCAGACACAACGUGCACCGUCAUCCAGUCAGGAUAGGAAUAUAGCUAAAGAAAAGAAAACCAAACAGAACAAAAACAGAAAUACAAGACGAGACACACGACCAUACGAAGUAGUUCACACGACUGAGGCCGAGCAGUUUGAAGAGCAGGAGCAGCAGGAGGUCGCGGACCAGGACCUGGAUGUACAUAGCCCUUUGGUCCUCACACAGAGAAGCCACAUCCUUAACUCAGGGGAGCAGGUAUUUCAAAGAGUAUACCAUCAUACCCCUAGUGAAAAACUGUCCAUCACACCAGCGUCCGUCUCUCCCCGAGGACCUCAGGAGCAGCUCAGGACAGCAGAAUCAGGGAGACGGAGGAGAAAAACUCCCGGGAACUGGUGGACGGUUGACGACGUGCAUGAAGACGUGGAGAGCAUCUCCUCGCAGCAGCAGAAGCAGAAGCAGAAGCAGAAGCAGAAGCAGAAGCAGAAGCGAGAACCUCAUCAGGAAAGAAAAAAGCAGAGCCGAUCCCCUCGACUCGGGACUCCUAAAAAUGGCAACGUGGCCGUCUCAUCAAAACCAGCUCCCGUGCCUUUUUUAGAAAUGACACCAUUGUCGGCUCCAAAGACCGUGAAACGCUCUCUGGCCACGUUUAAAGACAUUUUAGAGUCGGUCACAGAGACCCCGACUGUGGUCAGCAGGAGAGAAGCAGGUCAGAGGAACAGACGUAAAGUCGCCGCCCGUCCUGCUGAGGAAGUCGCUGCUAGUGACUGUCCAAUAUCCAGUAAGACUGAUGGAGGUAUUCUCAGUAUGGAUACUGGUGAACCCAGGAACACAGACAACAGCCCUCCCAACCACGAGAUCCCACCGGACAGCAGGUGUCAGUCAGAAGACAGGUCAAAAACCCUCAGAAGUGGUCCGUCCUCCAUGAUUGGGCUGAAAGAGUACGAGGAGGAUGACGGCUCGAUUCUGAUGCCACCCAGAGUCCGCGCUGCUCUCUCUGUAUCAGAUCUGUGUGCUCCUCCUCUCAGACCGCUGGUCCUACAGACGAAGGAUGAGGCCAACCUGAAGGAGUGGUUUAAGAGCCUCUGGUCCAACCCUGUCGGCAAAGGUGCUGUGGUCACUCCAGACCAGUUUGACUGGUACUUCUAUCAAGGCAGAGCUAUUGGCUUGCAGGUGGAGCUGAACGGUGGCUCCUUCUGUAACGGGAAGAUCCUGAUGGGCUCCUACAUGAAGAAGCCUCUGUGGGUGGAUCACAGCGCCACAACAGUUUUUAACUUAUUAACAAGCUCUGUGAGUGUAACCAUCGACAGCAAGGAAUCCCGCUUCCAUCCCGGACAAUCCUUUAUGGUACCAUGUGGACACGCUUACAGCCUCCAGAACGUCACUGCUCAGCCUGCAGUUCUGUACUUCACCAGGAUGUCAGCAGAAAGUUCAGAUUGAAGUUAUAUAAUUGGAUAACCAGCCACAUGUUUCUAAGAAACAACCCUGAAUAUGUAAAAACAUUUUUUUAAAAAGACUGGGGAUGUAUUUCAUUAUUUUUGAAUUUAAAUUGACUUACUUUCUGUAUUGAAAUAUAAGCUGUAAAUAGGAAAAAAAUAAAACGUUUGGUUAGUUUUUAAAGAAGUAAUUCCUUAGCUGUGAUUAAUAAAAUUCUGUUGAAACAAAUGAACAUGAUUUGUAAAUAA